AUGCUUCCCGAACUAUGUCGUGUAUUCAGACUUCGAAGAGUACCACCACGGACAGCUCAUCCUCAACACACUGGAUUCCGUAAGCCACGACAUCGAGAGCAGCACCCCGACUUCGAACUCCAUCGCCGUCUCAAACGAGACGGAAGGGCGGCUUUGCAAGAUGGAACGUUCCAGGGCAGCGAGUCGGCGAUCAAUGGUGUGGGCACUGCGACUGGAAACGCUCAGAAUCCUGGUUGGAGGCCUGGUUGGAGACGGGACGAAUGGAAGUUGCUGCCCAUGGUCAAUCAGACGUUUCACGACUUUCCUGACAUGAAGUGGUAUAUCUUCACUGAAGUCGAUGCCUACGUUGUAUGGAGUACCAUGCUGCCAUACCUGUCAACGCUGGACUCGACGCAGCCGAUCUACCGGGGCCAGUAUAUGGCCAUAGGUGGAGAUCAGAUCAUAUACGGACGUGCAGGCUUCAUCGUCUCGAACCAGGCGUUUCAGGCGGUCGUUGCCCACUACUCCUCGCACAAGACAGAACUGGAACAGGUCACCGAUCGCCACUGGGCCGGUGAUGCUGUCUUAGGCGGGGCCUUCAAGGACGCCGGAGUGCCAUUUGCCGACAUCUGGGCAUUCAUGCAGGGAGACUAUCCCGGCUGGUCGACAUACUUGCCGCUCGACGGUGGAUCCAUGGUAGACGGUAUUGCUAAGGCCUGGUGCAAUCCCGUUGCUACAUUCCAUCACGUCACUCCGGAUGCCGUUCGUGAUCUGUGGGAUGCAGAGCAGGAGUGGGCGGCAAGGCGGGACAAUAAAGACGUGUUCGAGAUCUUCACCCUUCCGCAGCUGAUACAGUCUCCACCGCAGGACUGA
Molecule: messenger RNA, 852 nt
Organism: Saxophila tyrrhenica
Lineage: Eukaryota; Fungi; Ascomycota; Dothideomycetes; Mycosphaerellales; Extremaceae
Exons: 3
Coding region: 1-852 (283 amino acids)
Molecular function (GO): N-acetylgalactosaminide beta-1,3-galactosyltransferase activity
Source: RefSeq, a predicted model, not a curated record